AUAGAUGCCCAACCAUUUCCUUUCUCCACCCAUGAAGUCUUUUUCAAGUUGAAGUGGAGACAGAUUUGUUAUCAGAGGGGAGAAAUGGAAGCUCAGGAGCACUGGAUGAUACACCUGCAGAGGGUCUUCUACCCUACUCUCGCAGCCAUUGGAAUCCCCUCUAACGUUAUGUCUUUCGUGAUCUUCUGGAGACGCAAAUGCAUGCUCUCCAAAUCGAGCACCUUCUACCUGAUGGCCAUCUCCAUAGCUGACACAGCUGUCCUGGUGUUUAUCGUGGUGUUGGAGCUCUCCGUUAAAUACCUCACGGUGGAGCCCUUCUGGUCUCAGGAACCAUGGUGCAGCCUACGAGACAUCUUCACUUACGGAGCCUCCAACACCUCUACAUGGCUGGUGGUGGCCUUCACUGCAGAGCGUUUCCUCUCCAUUACCACCUAUAGUCUCAGGAAGCACAUGGGCAUCCCUCAUGGUACAUUAUGGACCAUCUGCAUUAUCUGUGCGCUUAGUCACUUGCUGGCAUUGCCCUAUUACUGGGCCUACGUAUCCAUGUACAGCCAGGAUCUCCAACGCUGGGUCUGCAUAUAUAAACCCAAUGCCACCAUUCAGUACACACUCACCAUAGUGAGCAUGCAGACAAUUGUCUCCCACAUAUUGCCCUUUGUCAUUAUUGGCGUCCUGAAUGGCCUGACGCUGCGCCAGAUCUCUCUCAUUAAUCGAGUGCACAUAAUAUGUACAUCAGGCCAAAAGGUGACACCGCUGCUACGUUCACGAAAGAGGAAGUCUGUGGUGCUUUUGGUGACCGUCUCCAUGACUUUCGUGUUGCUGACCAUCACGCGCUCCAUCACUCAGAUCAUCCUGCGCACUAAGGGCUGGGCACUGAAUCGCGAUGACUACAGUCUGAGCAUAAAUGUUGCGGCGGAUAUCGGCACCAUGCUCAGCCUUAGCAACGCCGCCAUAAACAUGUACUUGUAUGCAUGCACACAGACCAGAUUCAGACAAGAAGUUAUUACCUGUGUCAAAUAUUCUCUGAGGAGAUGCUGCUUGAUCACAAAUGGUCCAUCAGGACACAAAUGAGGCCCUGUUUGGAAAAUGGAGGAGGUAAACACUCUUAGAAUAGCUAAGAGUUCUUAUCUUCCUAAAGGAGUGCCUCUCUGCUAUGAAACACCCGCCUAAAGGCUCUAAGGGUUCCCCUGGAGGAACAAACUGAAGAACCUUUAAGGGUUAAGACUGCAAUGCGUAUUAAUAUCUUUUACAAAAAGAGAAGUGCAAUAUGAUGUGUAGCCAAAUCAGAUCAGAUUCAUAUUAUUUGUUCAUCGGCCUGUAUUUUCCUCUUAAUUCAUAUGUUUAAGUUUCAGUUAUAACUUUAAUUGUUUAAGUAUCACUGUGCUGUUCUGAAGUUAUUGUACCUACUGUAGCAAUUGUGCUUCAUCCACUUUUACAGAUCUUUUUAUGUUUACAGGGAACUGAAAACUACAUGUGCUAUGAAACAAAAUGCACUGUAAAUAUAGUAAAAUACAAUGCCUCCAAUGAAUAAAUGCUUGGUUACCUUGAUGUUCAAGAAUUUAUUUAAUUU
This is a messenger RNA of Pangasianodon hypophthalmus (striped catfish), 1570 nucleotides long. RefSeq names its product probable G-protein coupled receptor 139. Gene Ontology annotation, cellular component: membrane. The record is from RefSeq and is a predicted model, not a curated record. Gene Ontology annotation, biological process: G protein-coupled receptor signaling pathway. Gene Ontology annotation, molecular function: G protein-coupled receptor activity. The coding region runs from base 85 to 1071 and encodes 328 amino acids. The transcript is spliced from 2 exons. Lineage: Eukaryota; Metazoa; Chordata; Actinopteri; Siluriformes; Pangasiidae.